Molecule: messenger RNA, 2272 nt
Organism: Vavraia culicis subsp. floridensis
Lineage: Eukaryota; Fungi; Microsporidia; Pleistophoridae
Exons: 1
Coding region: 1-2172 (723 amino acids)
Molecular function (GO): protein binding
Source: RefSeq, a predicted model, not a curated record
AUGACCACGACACACAAAAAUUUUAGAAAAGUGCGAAUACUCAACGAAAUAUCAUCGUAUGGCGAUAUAAUCACCGAGAAAAGAGACAACAAUUUAUACAUCACCACAUUUACUGCAACAUCGUACACUACGUUUGAUAUCAAACACCUGAACACGGUGUUUGUGGGCCCAUUAUUCACACACAUUUCGUGCUAUGACAAGUACUUGAAUCGGUUGGUGGUGUGUACUGAUAACAAUAUUUGUGUGUGUGACCGCGGGAGUGUUGAGAGUAGCGUUGGUUAUGGGGAUCUGUGCGUACAAUGUGUGCGAAUGGUGGUGUGUUUUGAGGAAUGUGCGGUGAUAUUGACGGAUAAAAGCGAAGUAAUCACGGUAGGAUAUGAUCUGAGCAUCAGAAAUAGGAUUGUAAUGGAGGGUGCAUACCUGGUGCGAAGAGUGGGUGUGAGGAACAAAUUGGUGGUAGUAUGCAGGGAUAGAAUAGUGCUGUACCGUAUUGAUAGCGGACAGGAGGUGUGUGUGUAUAAUGUGCAGCACAAGAUAACGAGCAUGUUCGUGAGCGGUUACACGUCCUUGAUUGGUACGAAGACAGGUCUUGUCGCAUUGCUAUGUCUUAAAACAGGCGAAUUUAUUCAUGUGGUGCAAUUCGAUGUGCCGAUAUGGGACGUGUCGGCGAAUCUUACUGAUGGAUUAGUGAGCGUGUGUGAUGUAAAGAGAGUCUUGCAUGUAUAUGAUCUAAGGAAUGGUGUGGUGGUCGACAGGAUGGUAGAUGUGUGCAGAGUGGCAUAUUUAGAUGGAUACUGGGUGGUAACGCGGAUUAAUAAUGGAAAAUAUCGGAAAGGCUGUGUAGAAGGAAAUAAUCAGGUGAUAUCGACAGAUCGCGAUCCUGGGACGGAAGUUCAUGGCCAGGCAGUUGCAAAGAAUCGCAAUUCGGUAACAGAAAUUGCGAACAAAGCCGAUGAAAAGACUUUUUCAGUAAACGGUGAGAAGGGACGGAUCGGGAAGGAAUACAUCGAAAAUGAUCAUCAAAGUUCUAGUAGAGACACAAUGGAGGAUCUAAAAGCAAGAAAUAUAUCGAUAACGGGUACUUGUUCCGAUGAAUCCCCGGUUGUGGCGGAGAUAAGACGGUCUACUGAUUUAUCUAAAAUUGAUUUGGAGCUUUACAGACUGGAGAAUUACAAAUUAACGUUAAAGAAAUGCAGAAGAACCUUUGGUGAAAAAAUAAUUGGUAUAGGCAACCACACAAGACGGAAUCUGGUGUUGAUUGGUGAUAGAAGUGCAUUUAAUUUAGGAUAUUUCAGGGACGAGCAGUCAUUUAAAUUCAAGAUGCUCAAUAUGACAAGUGGUUGGACGGCAAAGAAUAAAAUACGAUACUACGACAUAAAGGAUCGGAUCGUGGUGGGCGCAGAGUUCAGUAUAAGCGAACUUGAUCAUACCAACAAAAGAGAUGUAAGCGUUUUUAAAACGUAUAACGAGCGAAUAGCGUGCAUGGCACUUUCCGAGUGCAGUAAUUUUGUUAUAUUCUCGUUGGGAAGCGUUGCAAUCUGUAUGAACCUGAAGAGCGCACUAAUAUACAAACGAAUUUGCUUAGAGAACGUAGUAGGUGUAGCUAUGACCCUGCUCAGAGAUAGAAUACUGCUUUACGAUGACAAAACAGUGCAUUUUUAUAGGAUCAAUGGACAGAAACUAAGUGAAAUGGUGGUAGAUGGCAUCAAUUUUAUGAAAAUGAUGCUGGUAGAGAACAUGCUGGUCAUGAUAUAUGCGAAGCAGGUGGUAUUUAUUGAUAUUGACAGACAUUCGAUAGUCAAUGAGAUUACAUUCAAGAAUGAAAUAAAGGACGUGACCGUUUCUAAUGAUUUUAGGAAGUUGGGGGUCGUCUUUGAAAACUACGCGGCAGUGUACGAAUUGGGCAGUAAUACACUGAUAGACACUUUCACAGGAGAGCAUGAUAAGAUAUUGUUCUCUUUACACAACGAAUUUGUAGUUCUCACGAAUUAUAGUACGGUCGAAUUGUAUGCCGAUGAAAACUGGUUCUACAACAACAGAGAAGUGAAUGAAGUAUUCGAAAGUACAACAAACCACAGUACGGGAGUUGAUAACGAGUUGAUUGCAGAAAAGAAAAAUGAGUUGAUGGUUGAGUUGCUGAGUUAUCUUGAAUUUGAAAGGAGGAAGAAUUAACGGCACUGUUGCAGCUGUAGCUUUUAUGGUAUUAAAUUACAUCCAUGAGUGACGGGUGAUAAUAAAGUAUGAAAUUUUAUUUUGUCGGUUUGAUUUGUUU